This is a messenger RNA of Centruroides sculpturatus (bark scorpion), 1470 nucleotides long. Its product is annotated as long-chain-fatty-acid--CoA ligase 4-like. NCBI's taxonomy places the organism in Eukaryota, Metazoa, Arthropoda, Arachnida, Scorpiones, Buthidae. Bases 423 to 1187 code for a protein of 254 amino acids. The transcript is spliced from 7 exons. Gene Ontology annotation, biological process: long-chain fatty-acyl-CoA metabolic process; long-chain fatty acid metabolic process; neuron differentiation. Gene Ontology annotation, cellular component: plasma membrane; lipid droplet; endoplasmic reticulum. The record is from RefSeq and is a predicted model, not a curated record. Gene Ontology annotation, molecular function: palmitoyl-CoA ligase activity.
GGUUCUAUCUAUGCCAAUCUUAGGAAUUUAGAAAUCCCGGCAUAGACUAGAACACCGUCUGGCGGACUCGGAUAGAAAUAAAAAUGACAAUUUACGUUCGAUUAGGUUAUUAACUUCAGCAGAUACAAAAUAGGAUCGAGAGGCGAUUCUUCCUCUUAACCCAUUCGGACAUUAAUUACCAUUUGGAUUAAACCGGAAGUGAACAAUGCCUUUCGUAUCUUCAAGAACGGAAGAGAGAACGAAAAAGCUCCUCCUCCUUUCUUGAAGGGGGAGGAGGAGCGCCGACAACCGGAAGAAACAGAAUUAAGAAAAGACGAACUUUAUCUCGGCGGGGUCCGAAGAUCGAGGUCGAGUCGUCGAUAAUCGUACUCGUCGCUUCCAAGUAGUCCGUAACACCAGGCAAACGUCGUUUCGAAGUGCAAAUGAACAAAGUUGCCAUAUUUUUAUUUCUGUCGGCGGCGAAAGUCUUCAUCUUCUUCUUGGAUUUACUAACUCUUCCUCUUUAUCUUGUUGUACAAAAGCCUUGGAGAAAUUGGACGUGGAAACGACAACAGAAAUGGGCGGCCAUUGUGGACGAACGAAACCCUAGAAGCGCUUACAGGGGGCUAGAUACAUCCGAAAGCUUGCAUACUGAACUCUGUACUCUGGAUGAACUGUUUCGAAAGUGUGUGGAGAAUCACGGGGAUAAAAAGAUGUUAGGAAGUCGAGAGAUAUUGAACGUGGAGAGGACCAAACGAGAAGACGGAAAGAUCUUUAAAAAGAUGAUCCUGGGUGAUUACAAGUGGCUGACUCUGAGGGAAGCCGAUCGCAGAGUGAACGAUCUAGCCUUGGGUUUGAGGAAAAUUGGUCUGAAUCCCGGCGACAGAGUGGUGAUCUUGGCAGAAACCAGGAUAGAAUGGUUGCUAAUUUCUCACGCCUGCUUCCGAACUGGAAUCGUGGUGGCCACCUGUUAUACCAAUCUGGGAGAAGAAGGACUAACGUACGGAAUUAAUCAAGUCGAAUCUCCUUAUUUGAUCACUUACGCCGAACUUCUUCCUACCGUUAAGAAAAUCUUGCCCAAACUUCCAUCUGUUAAAUGCAUUGUUUACUUUGAGGAUUUUGGCGUUCGGGUUUCGGACGAUAUUCCGGAUGUAAAACUUUACAGUUACUCACAAGUAGAAUCUAUGGGACGUGACUGCGGUAAGUAACGCUUAGAACAUCGCCCUGAACUAUUAGUUUUCUCAUUUACACGUUCAUGUAUAACGGACAAGCAGCGCCGUGACUAGACUUUUAUGCUCCCGGUGCGAGCUUCUGUAACUAUGACCCAAAACUUGGUGCAGGUCAUUUCUGCUCCCUGUGCCUGGACACCGCUGGCACCGCCCUAGUUACGGCACUGCGUACAGGGGCGCCUGUUCAGAUAUAUUUGAACAGGCAUAACACAAUGAUCGGAACCAUUUAAGUUACUGUUCAAACACCGCCCAUUGUUUUACA